AUGGGAUCUAUCUCCAACGAAGAGAUUACAGGUGAAAAACUAUUAAUGAGAGAAAAACCUUUUUUCAGAUUAUGUAGGUUAGAGUUAUAUAGCAUCAAUAUCACAGAUUUGCGUCUUUAUUUAAAAUUAAAUAGUUUUUCACUUCAAAUAUCCUGAUGGUGGACAAGCUAAUUGUAGCUUGGAUUGUUCGGGCCCAUUGCUUUUUAUUUGUUAUUGGAUACAGCCACGGAUAUAUAAAGUUAUGUUUGUAGAUGGUUUUUGUCUAUGCUUGAUAUAUUUAUACAAAAUGGAGCAUUGUUUAUAGUUGUCAUUAAUGUGUUGUCUGAAGAUUAACUGUUUUUGAUUUGAUUUGUUGAUUUUAAGUGACAUUGUAUCGUAUUACUAGUUUUUCGUGAUAACACAUUUUAUGUUCCUUUUUAGUAACAGUGUAUCUUGUUUGUAGUUGUUUUUAAUUAUACGUUGCACCGAGGUAAACUGUUGAUUUAAAGAAACAUCGUAUCAAUACAUCGGAAAUCCAGUUGAUGACCUCAUGUUCAAUAGUUUUGUUUGUAUCGUUUAAAUCCAUGCUAACUUCCAAGUUUAGACAUUGCGAAGUUUUUUUUUGUAUGACUAGAUAUCUAUGUUACGUGUUUUCAUUAAUUGCAAUAUCCGCUGUUGUUCAGUUAGAUAUAUUAAUGUUUAAUUUAUAUUUAUAAUUAUAGCAAUAAUAGAUGUAUUGUGGUGCCACCAACUAUUUUGUGUUAAUGAAUAUCCAUGCUGGGCAACUGCAAAUACAGACAUGGGAUCUUCUAGUUAGCCUACAGGUGUGAAAUAUGACUUCGUGUCCUCAGAUGAACUAUCAUUGUAUACUGAUAGACUGCCAGCUAUUUAUACAGAAGGGAAUCAGUGGAGGUUACACUGGGGAAUAUAGUGCCUGGCAUAGGAUAGACUAGAUAGAUAGAUAGAUAUUAGUCAAGGGUUAACCACUGUUAAUUAACUGUUUUUAAACGAGAAAUUAAAAUGAAUUUUAAUAGCAGAAAUAAUAAGAUGAUUUGAAAACGUGGUGGGCUGAUUAGGGACCAUGGGUGGCAGAAAUAGAUGCAUUAUCUUGUUUAGGCUGCCCUACACUUGGGACUAUAUAUGUGGCUUCUCGAAGCUUAUAGCAAAUAUGUUUCAAAGGCUUACACUGAUUAUUGUAUUAAAUUGAUUUUACGACUAUACAUACCAACUCACUGCAGUUUGAUAGCUGCAUAAAUGAAAUAUAUAUAUAUUAUUAAAAGCACAAAGCUGCUCAUAUAUAUAUAGUUAUAUAACUUUUCUUUUUUUAGAGCAUCUAUCUAAUCUAUCUAUCUACCUCACUCUCUCGCUAUCAUUUGACUGUCUAUCUAAUCUACCUAAUCUGUCUGUCUGUGUCUAUCUAUCCAUUUCAAUUUUAACAAUAUUUUUGUGUGUAAGCACCAAUAUAUGAAGACACUGUCUGAAGAAUGUAUUUUAAUAUGGUCAAUGUAUCAGUAUGCUCAGUGCCCUGUCCAAGUUGGGCCACCCUUCUCUUUUUAAGUAAGGUGGCAGAUAAGCACAUUGUCUCAUGUUCUGGUUCGUUGUAUUUUUUCAGGGGGACCCAAACCCACAGGGGACUCACAGGAUCUUUCCAAAUUAGAUGAAGCAACUCAGUCAACUGGAUCUGGAGUCUGCAAGUGGUUUAAUGUUAGGAUGGGUUUUGGGUUUAUCACUAUGACUAAGAAAAACGAGGUGGAUCUGGAAGUCCCUUUGGAUGUCUUUGUGCACCAGGUAAGAGGAAAAUAAGCCAUUCUAUCUGAUAACAUGUGCUCGUGUAAUUUGGUGAUUUGCAGAGCAAUGUAUUAUUGAGAUGUGUUAUACGGUAUAACCUAAACUGAUGCCAUGAUACAAUAUUUCCUCUGUUGAAUAGACGUGUUUUAAUAGAAUUGUUUUUGUCAGGCUACAUUUUGUUCUAUAUUUCUGCAAGCAUAUUGUUAUUUUUUCAAUUGAGAGAUAGAUUCACUUAAGUUAGGCUUCCCCAAACUCCAGCCCUCCAGAUGUUGCUGAACUACAACUCCCAUGAUUCUCAGACUUUAUUUCAUUCAUAGAAUCAUGGGAGUUGUAGUUCAGAAACAUCUGGAGGGCCGGAGUUUGAGGAAGCUUGACUUAAGACGUUGUGGAGCAUUGUCCAAAACAGGUAAAAAAUAUGAAAUUCUCAGCUAAAGUUUCAGAUUACCUUGUCAAUUUCCCACAGUUAAAAGAGAGAAAUUGGUACCAGGCAAGCACUAAGUCAAAAAAUAUAAAGUAUUCCCACAGCUUAAACCUUUCCUGGCUGUCCAAUAAAGUGUAAAUUCAAUGUGAAUUAAAAAUUUUAGACUACAAUAACCAAAUUGGAAAAAAUAAAUCUUAGUCAGAUGUGUUUUUUAGUUUUUAGAUUUGAAAUAUAAAAUUCACUUGAAUUCUUUGCAGUUUGUACUAUAGUGUCCUAUAGACUGUAAACUGGUUUGAGCAAGGCACUCUUCAACCUAUUGUUCCUGUAAGUUUUUGUAAUUGUCUCAUUUAUUGCUAAAUCUCCCACUUUGAUAAUAUUAAAGAGCGCUACGGAAUAUGCUGGCGCUAUAUAAAUACCAGUAAUAAUAAUAACAAUAAUAGUGUAAAUUCUUUUGAGAUUAUCCAGGGAGCUUGAAGCUUGGAUCAAAAUAGUUGAACUGGAAAGAGCCUGAUUUGGAGAAUUUUUGCAGUCUUUCUAUUUUAGCCUAAAAUAUGCAAUUCUCAUGUAAAGUUGCAGGAGUGCACAGUUUAUUGAAUUAUUGCAAUUUUGCACUUAAACAUAGAGAUUGCAUCACAAGCUUCUAAGCUGAAGUUGCUCAUUCAUUAAAGAAUCAGCUGUGAGCAAUCAACUUGCAAUGUUUAGUCAAAUUAGACAACUGUAGAAAAUAUCUUGUGUGGUUAGAGAUCUCUGCUAUUUUGUCUAAAUGUUGCAUUUUUUUUACCAACUCAUUACAAUAUAUUCAUGAAUGGACAAUUCACUUGUCUUUAUUCAAUAGUGUUAAUUCACUAAAUGCUAAACAUGUAGUGGGAAAAAAGAAAAAUUGCAAAAUAUCGCCAAUAAUAUUCCAUUUGAAUAGAUUUCCAACACAGCUACAGUGACAAAAUCAUUAUUUUGGCUUAAGUUUGUCAUUAAUGCUUUUUGCAGAUAUGAUUAAAAGUUAAUUGAACAAACCCCAUUGUGUCACAAAAUGGACCUAGUAUAGAUAUGAUCAAGAGAAAUGAUAUUGCUCUAGCUCAGGGGUGCCCAAAAGGUAGAUCCCCAGAUCUAUUAAAACUACAGCUUUUUAAUGAUGCUUUGUCAUUCUAAAUGCAAUUACAGCAUCAUGGGAGUUGUAGUUCUACAACAUCUAGGGAUCUACCUUUUGGGCACCCCUGCACUAGACCAUAGAGAUUUCAUGGUGAAAAUGAAAAUAUAUAUUUUUUUUUACAAGAAUCUCAAGUAUGGUGUUCAUAUCUAUACGCUAUUAAAAAAUAAUUUGCACCCCAAAAAUAAUAUACCUAAAAGUACAGUUUAUCAGGUCAACAAAAUUUUGGGGAUUAAACGUGGAUGAGUUACAGAGUCAAAAAUGUCUAUUGUUGGUUCUAAGUGGUUGCUUUUAGAUGAAGCACAUGGGUAAUUUAUUUUUAUAAAUUAGAGGUACAAUAUAUUUAUGUACAAUAUAUAUUUUUUUUUUAUCUCUGAAUUAAUGCUUACAUUAAGAGGAGGAGAAGGUUAUUUUAUUGAGCUCCUUUCCACCAGCAUUAAUGUGUUAAUCAUUGUACAUCUAAGAAGACAAGGCUGAGUGAUAAGGGUUCAUUUGAAAUGAUUGCCCAGAAUAUAACUAAAUCUUUACAUUGUAACCUCUGUCUGACCUAGGAACUCACAGGGUGUUAAGGCCUAUUUGUGGGAUACUGGUGGCAGUAUCUUAUUUUAUGACCCUGUCCAAUUUCCUUAUUGCAGUCACUAACAUUCCAACAUCAAAAGGUCACAGAGUCCCAUCCUGGCAAGAGGCACUUUUGCCUCACCAUGGGGGUCAGUCACAUUUCCUAUCCUAAUGUCUAUAGUGUCCACAGGACAAGGCAUGAGAUAAAACAUCAGGGCUAAUGGGAAGAUAAGAUAUCAUUUGCAUUGUAUAGACUAAAAUCUUACUUAGAUCCUGGCAUGUAGUCCACUUAUACUGCAAAGAUAAAAUUAAAAAGUAUGUGUGACCUCUGGAAUUUCUCAAGCAUUGCAUAAUCUUACCUUAUCUAGCAUACCUCCCAUUAUAUGGUGUAUCAACUGCAACCACUAUUGCAGCUGGGUGCUGUGCUCAGUGAAUGAACCAAAACAAACUUGGAAAUUGUAUCAUAACAGAGUUACACCAUCACCUCAAACAGAGAUAUUGGUUUCCUAGUUGUCUAGAGGAAUGCACACUGUCCCCUCAAGUCUUAGAGAGUGAGAGAAAGCACACAGUGUUCUCCACAAGUCACUGUCUACAUAUAUUGAGAGAUAUCAUACUCUAUAACAUGGCAGUGACUACUAACAAAAUAUCUUAAAUUGCCUAUUAAAAAAGGGCUUCUAAAAUUCAAUUUUAAAUAUAGAUUGUCACACAGCUUUAUAAUUGCUGUUGCUAAACCACCUACAGAGACCAAAGAGUCAACCACAUGACUUCCUGAAUAUUCUAGCAAUUGCCCACCAACAUCAUCAGCCUCUCAACAUGGGAUUUUUUUUACUUCCCCCCUCUCCCUGUGGAAUGCAUGGAAUGUGUAGCACGCCUUACUUCCUAUUGUUUCUAAGCACAAGCCCCUUAUCUCUUCCCAAAGCAGGGAUACCAGGAAUAUCAGUUCCCUGUCAUUACUGGGAAUCCCUGCAUCCUCCAACAUAAAAGAAAGAGGAGAACUCCCUGUACCUACAAAUUAAUAAAUGUAAACAUUACAGGGAAGUACCUACAUUGGAGGGACAUUUAAAACUAUUGUCCCAAUUAAAGGCGUACAGAUAUAUGAAUACAGCUGAGUUAAAUUGGAUUGCGGAUGGAGGUUAUCCCAUACAACAACAAACAGUGCACUUGUACUCGCCCAAUGGCAGUAAUAUAAUUUUAGUGUGUAUUGUCAUAAAAAAAAGUCCUUUAAACGUUAAGUCACUAUUAGGCCACUAUUCUGUAACCAUAAAGCAGAAUAAUAUUUUUUAAAAAGCUUGUAUAAGCAGUACCUCCCCACGACCUUUUCCGUAUUAUUUUAAUUUUAAUCCAAUAUGAAAACAUCCAUAACGCAAAUUGUUUUGACAGUAGAAUAAGUAAGGAUGAUACGAUUAGAUUAGAAACACGAGAGGUAAAUAGUUGCCCAUUAACAUUGUGCCACUGGCUUGUUUGGGCAGUGAGUUUAUUGAUUGAGUGAUUCAAUUUCAUAGCUAUUUUUGGAAUUGUAGAGGAUUUCAAUAUUAGAGCUCAGCUACUUGACUCUGCUGUGUGACUAAUUUUGAAACUUUUGGGGCCAGUUCUUAUUCUUUAAUUUUGGUGUUAGUAUAAAGUGAAUCCUAUCUUAAAUGAAGCUUCUGAUUUGCCUUAAAUGGUUUUGACCAGCUUUACUUCUACUCAUUUGACCCUCAGUAAUUAGUCAUCUUGGUUAUAAUAAUGAAGGUUUUCUACUUCAUCCUAACUGCAAUAAUUCACAUAUCAUUAAUCCUUUAUGCUUUUACUUUUAAUGUUAUGUUUUACCUUUACCAGCCCCCUUCCUCUGUUUAUAUUUGUUGCUUAUAUCUGCCUCUUGUUUUGAAGAAGUGCUAUUAAAUAUGUUGGAAAAGUGCAAUUAAAACCCAAUCACUUAUGUUCCUUCUCUCAUUCAGAGCAAGUUGCAAAUGGAAGGGUUUCGCAGCUUGAAGGAAGGUGAACAUGUAGAAUUUACUUUCAAAAAAUCGGCUAAGGGCUUGGAAUCUUCACACGUCACAGGCCCUGGUGGUGUUCCCUGCAUAGGAAGUGAGAGGAGACCCAAAGUAAAGGGGAUACCAAAGAGGAGACCAAAAGGAGACAGGUAAUUAAGGAAUGCAUUCAAAAGAGAGUUCUUGCUAAUAUUCAAUAUAUUUCUAUAUGUGAGAGAAAUGUUUAUCCUCCAUCACCAAUAACCAUCCUAAACAAACAUGAACAUGUUCAGGAAAAAAAAGAAAAGAAAACAAGAACGGUGUUCAAGUCUCUCUUGGAAAACUCAAAAUAUAAUUAUAACAAUAAAUAUAAGCUCAGGUCGCUUACUGGUUAUGACUUGCCACAAUAAAUUAGUAUACCUAAUCAAUCUUUUAGUAAAGCAGAUCACAGAGAAAUGGUAUGGAGCUAAAGAAGAAAUGUAUGUGCAGUUGGAGGUGGAAACCUGUUUUACACUAGAUUUUUGAUAACUGUUAUGCGGGUAAUCAUGCAUGGGGCUUUCUCCAUUAUGCUACAGGAUCCCAGCAAUUAGUUCCUAGGGCAUUCUUUUGUCCUGGUAGAAUUUGUCCAAGUUGCAGGACAUGCAUUAAAUGUAUAGAACAGUAUUAGCCAAUCUUUAGAACACAGUCAUCUUAGCACUGAAAUGCAUGGAAGUGCACAAAGAAUUCAAUGUACUAUUUAAUUAUCCACCCCCCAGCUAUUGCAAGGAUUUAAAACAUAAACCAACCUAACCUGAAUUAAAAUUAGGGAAGAUGAGCUGAGGAGUUGUAGCCAAUAUGCUGAUAUAUUAUAUGACUAUUCUGGAAUAUUAAUGCUGAAGGGUGGGAGUAUAAUCAACAGGUAUAAUAUUAAUUCCUUGUAACAUAACAUGAUACAUAGAUGUACAACUGCAUUUUGUAACUAUGUGCUUCCAGGUCGUACUUGAAAACCAGAGAAACUUAAAUAUAUUAUCUCUGGUAAAAAAUAUUUGAAACAUCUAUAAACAUAAAUAAAUAAAAAUGGUUAUCUGACUGCUACCCUGUAUAUUAUUACAUUACCAUAUUCAUACUCAUGUUUAUUAAUACAUUUGCCAUAUUGGUUUAUCAUAAAUAGGUAGUCCCCACCCACUGACUGUGGGUGGGGGCAGGUUGGUCAUUAGGAUGUCACCCUCUUUUUUUUUUUUAAAGCCAUUUUCCUGGCACUAUAGGGUUAAUAGCGCCCCCUCCUCCCACGGGGCUAAAGGGGUUAAAACCCAAUCAGCCACUUACCUGAAUCCAUCCCUUGGCGGUGAUACUGCAUGCGUUCAAAUGGCGUGCGCACAUUAGACCUCCCCAUAGGAAAGCAUUAUUCAAUGCUUUCCUAUGGGAAAAAUUUGACUCUGGAGGUCCGUGAGGACGUCCAAAGUCAGAUAACGGACCGAAAGUCCGUUUGGAUUCUGGGGGCAGAAGUAGAGCUGCAAUGUAAACAUGGCAGUUUCUCUGGAACAGCAAUUUUUUACAUUGCAGCACUUAGUGUAAACGCGUUACAGUACCCAGACCACUUAAGUCAGCUGAAGUGGUCUGGGUGCCUACAGUGUCCCUUUAUUGAUGCUCACGUGUGACAGGAACAGGAAGGAUCUUGUUUCUGCUUACUUAGGCAGCCAUUUCCAUAGCCAUUGCUGUUCUUUAGUUGUUUUAAAUAUGCCCCUACCCAUAAGAUGGCAGGUGGCAGAAUAUUGACUCCAUUGGCUUUUUUAUUUUGCAUUCAUUUAAUGUAGCAUGUGACUUGCAAACACAGGCCAGUAACCACAUGGUUAACCCACACAGCCCUGAGGGUUUUUAAAUUUUUUUAUUGCUUUAUUGCUGGCAAAAAAAUACCUAAAAUUCACUUGUAAAAAAAAAGUGAAAUAUAAUUUGCAAAUAUGCAUCCCACUAGAUACAUUCUGUCCCAAUUUUUACAAAAUUCAGUGCUUUUAAUAUUCAGAAUCAUAUACUUUGUAUAGGGAUCAGAUGUGAAAAGCACUGACUUUAAACCAGACUCACAUGCAUCCAUCCAAUUGGUGCACAUUUGGUUGACUGGAAUAAGCAGAUCUGAGAAUUGCCCAUUUUCACUUGAUUUUGUCUAUUGGGACAAAAUCAUGUGUUUAGUGAAUUACCCUUAUAGAGUUAUUCACUAAAGUGAGAAUUGCCAGGAAUUCAAAGUGAAUUUCCAAUGUAAGGCCAAAGUUGAAAAAAUCUCAAGUCAGAUAUUUGUUCUAUGAAGUUUGGCCUUAAAUUUGAAAUUCACUUUAAAUUCCUAACAAUUCUCACUUUAGUAAAAAAACAAAACAAAACUUAUAGUUUCUCUCUGAUACCAUGCACUGUUUUCAUAUUAUGAUUGGCUGUUUUAACAAACAUCCAUAAAAAAAAAAAUGGAGAGAAAGUUGUUGACUUGCAGUGAAUUAUUGUGUCUAUAAACUAACAGAUUUACUUGGUUUUAUUUUAUACACUCCUCUGUAUAUCAUAACUGUAACCCUCUUUUAACUUUGCUACUUUUUCACACAGGUGCUAUAAUUGUGGGGGUGUUGAUCACCAUGCCAAAGAAUGCAAUUUGCCACCACAACCCAAGAAGUGCCACUUAUGCCAAAGUCCCAAUCACAUGGUGGCCCAAUGCCCAGGGAAAAACGUUCAGCCCCCUGUGAUGCAAGAGAAGCCUGUUCCGGAGGAGAAGGAGGGUACCCCUGCCACUGCAGAGUAA
This is a messenger RNA of Pelobates cultripes (western spadefoot toad), 8591 nucleotides long. Lineage: Eukaryota; Metazoa; Chordata; Amphibia; Anura; Pelobatidae. The record is from the annotation of a GenBank genome assembly.